This is a messenger RNA of Coprinopsis cinerea okayama7#130, 1725 nucleotides long. RefSeq lists its product as hypothetical. The coding region runs from base 1 to 1725 and encodes 574 amino acids. The transcript has a single exon. Lineage: Eukaryota; Fungi; Basidiomycota; Agaricomycetes; Agaricales; Psathyrellaceae. The record is from RefSeq and is a predicted model, not a curated record.
AUGUCCUCGACUCAAAUUCCCGCCACACUUUCGAUGCUGCCUGAAGAACUCCUGGAACGGAUCCUCGACGACUGUAUCACAAGUCUCCUCACGGCCUCACAUUCGUCCUCCUCCUUGACCACCUCCCCUUUCCCGUCACCCUCCUCCAGCCCCUCGGUCAGCCCUGCCAACUCCAAACGCAGCUCACCGUCCAACUCGAGAUACGCAACGCCAGCUGACACUCCCGCGGCGUCUCCUACUCGAUCACGACCACCUUCGCCAGGACUUCCAGCGCCUUCAGAUAGCCAUGCUCCCUGUCAGCCACCUGCACCAACCUCGACUCGGACAGCCACGUCGACGCCGUCACCGAGUACAAGUAGCGUCCUUAACCCUGUGCUUAUCUCGCGACUCUUCCAUCGAAUUGGCGCACCUCUUCUCCAUCGCUCCAUCACUCUUUCAUCACGAUCAAAGACGCAGAAGCUAUUGGACGGUAGCUUACGCCACCACCCUGAGCGGGCCCGGUGGAUCCGCUGGCUCGUUAUUGCGGGGAUUUGGGAAGGAGCUGGGGAGGUUCUGAAAAUCGUGGCUGCUGUGAAUUCUGGUGAGAGCCCGUUCCACUUUCUCUAUGGGAAAGGGAAGGGCAAAGAAUGGACGGAGGACGACGACCGCUGGUCGACUGUGGGCCUGCAGACGUUGGAGAUCACGAUCGACGUACCACCUUUCAUUCCUCAACAGUCACAGCUGCCACAUCAAGCCCAGCAAGCUCUUAGGCGAUCGACUACUCAUCCCGGUCACACUAGCACUCCCAGCCAGCGUGCAGCUACUGCACAAGAUCCUGAUGCGGAGGAAUUUUGUGCUGGCCUUGCGGCGCUGGGUGACGUACGGGGAGAGGGCUUGAAGCAUCUCGUGGUGCGAAAACCGCAGAAUGUGUAUCUUACCCACCAGCGGGCCAAGAUGGUAUUCAGUGCGCUGGCGAAGCUUGUCGGAGGUUCCGCAGGGCUGGAAUCGGCUCACGUCGCUUUCCGGCUGAGCGACGACCCCGUUCCGCCUGGCUCUCGACGAACACCAGGCGCACCGCCGAGCCACCCUCAUGGGCCUAUCGCGUUGUUCACAGAAGCAUUGUCACGUUGUCCUUCCCUCCACACCUUCACAACUCACCUUCCAUCAGUAUGGAAUGAAGCCAUCCUCCGAGUCAGCGUCAAUGAGGGUUUAGACCGGAUAGUCCUUUUGGGAACAGGAGGGAAGCCUGUGACCAUUGGCGAUGAUAACCUCUCGCAGCAGCACGCUGUCCCACCUCUCCCGCGGACGCCGCCCCUGGCGCCUUCUACGGCCUCUCUUCCUGCGCAUCCUGUGGAGAGGGUGUAUGCUGCUAGUGCAAGGCCCUGUGAUGGGUUUGCGAUCGGCGUCACGAGGUUCCCUACCGUCCUUCCUCCGAGAUCGUUCCCUACUAGAGGCACUGGUCUGUUCAUCACAGAGGCAAGAAAGCAUGAACGGUUGUGUUCGCUCAUCCGAGCAGGGGCUAUGGAAGGAGAGGAGCGGGAAGAUCGGCACCGGGAAGAGAUGGUCCGUGGUAUGGUUGCUCAAAAUAUGUCGCCUAAUACGUCCAGUGUUCCGCUUCUCGCCAUCCCCACACCUACCUCUUUGGGGAGACCGUCGGUGCCUCGCGUGAAUGGGCCGCAGUCGAAUUCUUCGUCGCAGGGCCUUCAUGCCACCAUCUCUUCCUGGAUAUCGUCAACGUUGUUGUAG